This is a messenger RNA of Choloepus didactylus (southern two-toed sloth), 924 nucleotides long. RefSeq names its product olfactory receptor-like protein OLF2. Bases 52 to 924 code for a protein of 290 amino acids. Lineage: Eukaryota; Metazoa; Chordata; Mammalia; Pilosa; Megalonychidae. The transcript has a single exon. Gene Ontology annotation, molecular function: olfactory receptor activity; odorant binding; G protein-coupled receptor activity. The record is from RefSeq and is a predicted model, not a curated record. Gene Ontology annotation, biological process: G protein-coupled receptor signaling pathway; sensory perception of smell. Gene Ontology annotation, cellular component: membrane.
UGCACUUUGCUUGCUCACUUCAUAUUCUUAGGAUUCUCUGGCAGACAGGAUAUGCAGCAGAUGCUCUUUGUGCUCUUUCUUCUGGUUUAUGGCACAACCUUGAUUGCCAGUCUAGGGAUGAUUCUACUGACUAUAGUGGACCCCAGACUUCACACACCCAUGUACUAUUUCCUGAGCAAUCUGUCUUUCUGUGACAUCUGCUACUCCUCCACUGUCUCUCCCAAGAUGUUAGCUGAUUUCUUAUCCAAACAAAAGAAGAUUCCAUAUAAUUUAUGUGCCAUCCAGAUGUACUUUUUUGGGGCAUUUGCAGAUGUGGAAUGUCUCAUGUUGGCUGUCAUGGCCUAUGACCGUUAUGUAGCCAUUUGUAAUCCACUUCUUUAUACAACUGCCAUGCCCAAGAGGGUCUGUACCAAGCUAGUGGCUGGUGCCUAUAUUGUAGGAUUGGUGGAUUCAGCAAUCCACACUUGCUGCACAUUUCGAUUGUCAUUCUGCAAUUCCAAUGUCAUCAAUCACUUUUUCUGUGACAUUCCACCUUUACUAGCUCUCUCCUGCUCAGAUACAUCAAUCAAUGAGAUAGUAAUGUUCACUUUCAUUGGCUUUGUUGUGGGGUGCAGUAUUGUCACUGUCCUCUUCUCCUACUGCUAUAUCAUAACUACCAUCCUUAAAAUGAAUUCAGCUGAGGGGAGACACAAAGCAUUCUCCACAUGUGCCUCCCACUUAACCGCUGUGGCUCUAUUCCAUGGUACGCUCUUGUUCAUGUAUUUCCGGCCAAGCUCGAGUUACUCAAUGGACACUGACAAAUUGGCCUCUGUUUUCUACACAGUUGUGAUCCCUAUGUUAAACCCACUCAUCUAUAGCCUGAGGAAUAAGGAUGUGAAAGGUGCCCUGAAAAAAGCAAUCAGCACUAAAUUUAGCUCUGCAUAA